GAUAUCCCUCUGAACCACUCAAUACGACAACACUCAUAUCACCGCGACUGACUCAGAUCCCCGGCCAUAUAAACCACCCACAGCGACGCUGGCCGCACGUCGUUGCGUCCGCCCACGUCACCUCCGCUAUCGCAUUCAUCCAGGCAUCCGUUUCUCCGCGACAUUCACUAGAUCACACACUGUUACACCUCACCUCCGAUCCUCAGCCUUCCACACCGGUCCAUCUCUCACCCUCAAAGGCCUGCUCUCCUUCGACAAACCUCUCAUCGCUCCUCCGCCAUUCUCAUCCACCAUGGCCGAGAUCAACGGCGAAAUGACUCUUGAUCAGUAUGAAUUCCCCAACAAUCGCCUACGCCGACGGAUAAUGUCCGAAGACCGCACUCCCCUUGUCCUUAUCGCUUGCGGCUCCUUCUCACCCAUCACUUUUCUCCACCUGCGCAUGUUCGAAAUGGCCGCCGACUACGCCCGCUUCAACACCAAAUUCGAAGUCGUAGGAGCAUACCUGUCAUGUGUCGGCGACGCAUACAACAAGAAGGGACUGGUCAAGGCGGAGCAUCGGAUCAACAUGUGCUCACUGGCGGUGCAGCAGAGCAGCUGGAUCGGCGUGGACCCUUGGGAGGCUUUACACAGUGAAUACUUGGAGACGGCAAAGGUGCUGGAUCACUUCGACUACGAGAUCAACACAGUCAUGGGAGGAGUCGAGACACCGAAUGGAAAGAAGAAGUGUCGUAUUGCUCUACUGGCAGGUGCCGAUCUCAUUCAGACCAUGAGCACGCCGGGUGUGUGGGCGGCCAAGGAUAUCGACUACAUUCUGCGAAAUUUCGGCGCAUUUAUCGUGGAGAGAAGCGGUACAGACAUCGAUGAAGCCCUAGCGGCACUACAGGAAUGGAAGGACAACAUCUGGGUGAUUCAACAACUCGUCCAAAACGACAUCAGCUCGACCAAGAUCCGGCUGUUCCGUAGGCGCGACAUGUCGAUUCGAUAUCUGGUCCCAGAACAGGUCGUGCAGUACAUCGAGGAGCACAGUCUGUACGACGAGGACGGCGUGGCGAGCACCAGCAGCAGCAAGGAGCGUCGAGCCGGUGAGAGUUCGGGUGUGUCAGGGAACUCAUGA
This is a messenger RNA of Zymoseptoria tritici IPO323, 1114 nucleotides long. RefSeq lists its product as uncharacterized. Gene Ontology annotation, biological process: NAD+ biosynthetic process. The transcript has 2 exons. The record is from RefSeq and is a predicted model, not a curated record. The coding region runs from base 293 to 1114 and encodes 273 amino acids. Gene Ontology annotation, molecular function: nicotinate-nucleotide adenylyltransferase activity; nicotinamide-nucleotide adenylyltransferase activity. Lineage: Eukaryota; Fungi; Ascomycota; Dothideomycetes; Mycosphaerellales; Mycosphaerellaceae.